Molecule: messenger RNA, 906 nt
Organism: Striga hermonthica
Lineage: Eukaryota; Viridiplantae; Streptophyta; Magnoliopsida; Lamiales; Orobanchaceae
Source: the annotation of a GenBank genome assembly
AUGGAGCUGAUUUAUCUUCUGUGUUCCAUCAUCUCGACGACAAUCACCUCCUUCUUCCUCUCCGUCCUCCUCCCAUUCCGCCACCUCAUCCGCGGCGUUUCCACAGCCGCGGACGCCGGAGGCUCCGUCUCGCUCUACGAAGGCACUGUCUGGCACGAGCGCCGCCGCCCCAUUCACCACUCCUUCCGCUACCCCGUCCGGUACGCCCUUGUCGACCUCGACACUGCCCCCCACGCGCCGCCGGACCACCUCUCCGCCGCGGAUGCCCGUCGUGUCUCCAACACCAACGGACCCGUUUUUCUUUUGACGAUACCGCCUAGCGUGGGAUACGUACAAAAUCCGUUGAGUUUGUACUAUUGUUAUGACGUUGAAGGCACCACCCGAACGUUGAGUAAAUGCAUUGCCGAGGUUACUAACACGCCAUGGGGUGAAAGAGUGACAUUUGUGUUCAACCCGAACUCAGAUUUAGUCGCGAAACCUCUUCAUGUCAGCCCUUUCAUGGACAUGCUUGGGAACUGGAAAAUGAAAACAAGCGAACCAGAUGAUAAUCUGCACAUAGUAAUUUCAGUACAUCAUCCGAAACUCGGUAAUUACUUCUCGGCCUCAUUGGCAGCCAAAAGAGUUUCGCAAUAUUUGCCAGCAGAUUAUUCACGCUUCUUCUGGUUGAUGCCCCAUAAGGUUGCAUUAUGGAUUUAUUGGCAUGCACUCAAGCUUUGGUGGAAAAAUGUCUCGUUUAUUCAACACCCGAGGUACCAGAAUCCAGCAUACAGAGAAGAUUCCUUGAUACGUAACCAAAAUAUUCAAAUUUGUCCAUUCUCGGGGAAUGACGAAGCAGAAAACCUUCAUACACAAGAGACAUACGAUCGUUGUUUUACAUGGAGAGAUGCCUCAUGGCCAUGGCGCUGA